This is a messenger RNA of Prunus armeniaca (apricot), 333 nucleotides long. The record is from the annotation of a GenBank genome assembly. NCBI's taxonomy places the organism in Eukaryota, Viridiplantae, Streptophyta, Magnoliopsida, Rosales, Rosaceae.
AUGGAGCUGUCCGAGAUCGAAGACCUGCCGAAGAAGCUCCUUCGGGAGGAGGCUAGCCGUGCCUUCCGUCUUCAGGCUUUGCGAGCCAUCAAUGCCACCGAAAAGGCGAAGAAGGCUUAUGAAGACGGCAUGGCUAGGGUUGCCGAGGCUGGCCAGGCUAUCCAAGCUCAUGCGAACUUGGCGAAGGACACGCAGGCUGCCGAAUGGCAGGUCAAGGUUUAUCAAGCCAAGUUCGGUGAGAUGUCAGCAGCCUUGGAGUCGGCGCAGCUAACAGCAAAGGAGGCUCUAGAGGCGAAGGAGGCGGUCCAAGUGGCCUUUGAGGAGUUAGAGUAG